This is a messenger RNA of Sphenostylis stenocarpa, 3015 nucleotides long. NCBI's taxonomy places the organism in Eukaryota, Viridiplantae, Streptophyta, Magnoliopsida, Fabales, Fabaceae. The record is from the annotation of a GenBank genome assembly.
AUGCGCUCAGGAGUUUGUGCAUUACAGCAGACCCUCACAGCUGAGGCUGCUUCAGUGUUGAAGCACUCUCUGGGGUUGGCUCGGAGGAGGGGCCAUGCACAGGUCACUCCUCUGCAUGUGGCUGCCACUUUGCUCAGCCUAAGAGGCAGUUCCUUGAGAAGGGCUUGUCUUAAGUCUCAGCCUCACCAAACUUCUCAUCCUCUUCAAUGCAGGGCUCUUGAGCUGUGUUUCAAUGUGGCUCUCAACAGGCUCCCAACAACACCUGCUACUUUGAUCCACUCUCAGCCCUCUCUCUCCAAUGCUCUUAUUGCUGCAUUGAAGAGAGCUCAGGCUCACCAGAGAAGAGGCUGCAUAGAGCAACCGCAACAACAGCCUCUUCUCACCAUCAAGGUUGAGCUGGAACACCUCAUCAUAUCCAUCCUUGAUGACCCUAGUGUUAGCCGGGUUAUGAGAGAGGCUGGUUUCUCUAGCACUGCUGUUAAGAACAACAUAGAGGAUUCCUCACCCCACUCUGUUUUCCAGUGCUACAAUAGUUCUGGCGGUGUGUUUUCUUCUCCUUGCUCACCUUCUGCCAGUGAGAACCACAGGGAAGCAACCACCAACCCUACCAAUUUCAGGCAGACUCAUCAGUUCUUAAGUUCUCAUGCUUCUGAGUUCCACCCUUCACUUCUCUUUUAUCCACUAAAGAAUGCACCAGUAUGCUCCAUCACCGGUGCAGCUUCUUCUAGUAAGGAUGACAUCAGGGUUCUUCUGGAUAUAUUCUUGGGGAAUAAGAAAAAAAACACUGUGAUUGUAGGCGACUCUGUGUCAUUAACAGAGGGCCUUGUGGGAGAGCUAAUUGGAAGGAUAGAAAGGUCAGAAGUGCCUGAUGAGUUAAAGUCAACCCCUUUUAUCAAAUUCCAAAUUUCACAUGUUUCAUUGAGUUGCAUGAAAAGAGAUGAAGUUGAAAUGAAAGUCUUGGAACUGAAAAGGAGGGUGGAUUCCGUUGCAUCAGGAGGAGCGGGUGGCAUUUUUUAUAUUGGAGACCUGAAGUGGACAGUGGAGGAGGCAAGUUUCAGUGACAAACAGGAAGGUUCCCCAGAAGGAGAAGUUUCUGGUUACAAUCCAGUUGAUCAUUUAAUUUCAGAAAUUAGAAAGUUAUUCUGUGACUGUGGAACAUCAAAUAAUGCUAAGAUGUGGCUCAUGGCCACUGCUAGUUACCAAACAUAUAUGAGGUGUCAAAUGAGGCAACCCCCUCUCGAGAAGCAGUGGGCUCUUCAGGCUGUUCCUGUUCCAUCAGGUGGACUUGGCUUGAGUCUUCAUGCUCCCAGUGUCCUUGAUUCAAAGAUGACCAUCUCCCAAAACCAAUCUCAUGUUCCUGAAACAAAGCCCUUUGAUAACAAGGAGCGGCAGGAUAAGCUCAACUGUUGUGAAGAAUGUGCCUCCAAUUAUGAAAAAGAAGCCCAAUUACUUAGGCCAGAUGAAAAGAAAAUGUUGCCAUUCUGGCUUCAGUCUCAUAGCACAGAAGACAAUAAUAAGGAUGAAUUAGUCCAGCUGAAAAGAAAGUGGAAUAGACUUUGUCACUGUCUCCACCAAAACAAACAGCCUCAUAACCAAUGGAACUGGAACAACAACAGCUAUAAUUCACCAAGCUCCAUAUCCUUUGCCAACAAUGCCACACAUUGUUCCACCUCCAAACUUGUCCCUCGAUUCCGGCGCCAACAAUCAUGCAUCAUUGAGUUCAAUUUCGGCAACAAAAGGGAACCAUCAGAGCCGGUCUUAGAUUCCCUUGAGGGCAUGGAAGACAAAGAAGUAAAGACUACUCUUGCUCUUGGCAAUGGCGGUUCAGGUGAGACGGUGGGGGAUAUAACUGAUGAUAGCACACUGCAAAGAGCUCAUAUUUGUAAACUAUUGCAGGAUAAUAUCCCAUGGCAGUCUGAGACUGUUCCUUCAAUAGCAGAAGCCUUGAUCGAUUCCAAAUCAGCAAAGCGAAGUAACAACAUUACUUGGUUACUUGUGCAAGGCAAUGACAACAUUGGGAAAAGAAGGUUGGCACUUGCAGUUGCAGAAUCAGUUUUUGGCUCAACUGAUGUGCUCCUUCAAUUUGAUAUGUUAAAGAGAAAGACUUCAAUAGCCCCAUUCUCUGAAAUGAUAGUAGGAGCACUGAAAACCCACCAACAGCUUGCGGUGCUGAUAGAAAAUGUUGACUUUGCUGAUGCCCAGUUCAAGAAAUUCCUCUCAGAUGGGUUAGAAACAGGAAUGUUUGGAAAUUCCACGGAAGAGAACUCAAGCCAAGUAAUACUCAUAUUGACAAGUGGUGGAUCCACUAGCAUUGAGGAGAAGAAUGAGGAAUUGGUGAUGAAGUUGUUGUGGCAGGUUAGCGAAACCAAGCCUAACUUAGACACUACAUCUGUUGCAACUAGGAUCACGGCGCCUUGUCUGGGCAACAAAAGAAGAGCUGAACUUGAUUUGUUUUCAAACCCCAUGAGUUUUCAUGGGAGCAAGAAGAAAGUGUUUUCAACACAUACAAGCUUUAACACUCUUGAUCUGAACAUGAAAGCUUAUGAAGAAUGUGAUGGGGAGGGAAAAGCUGGAGAAGGUAGCCCUAUUUCAAGUGAUUUGACUAGGGAAACUAUAGCUGAUCCACUGAACCAAAACGGAUUUCUUGACUCAAUUGAAAACCGGUUUGAGUUCAACACAAGUCCAGUUAAAGACAGAGAGAUGGCAGAGUUCUUUUUGUGCAAGAUAAAAGGGUCUUUUGAGGAGGUUUGUCGCAAGCAAUGUGUGGAGAAUUUAACUGUAGAUGAGAGGGUGAUUGAGAAUCUUUGUUUUGGGUGUGGUUAUUUUACCAACAAAUUGUUUGAGAAAUGGCUGAAAAUGGUUUUUCAAAGCAGCUUAGAAACGGUUAACUUUGGAGGGAAGGAGGGUAUACUUUUUAGACUUUCUUGGGGUGGUAAAGGAGAUAGAAAAUCAGAUAGUGGGUUCAUGAGUUCUUCUCUGCCCAAGAGUAUCCAAGUUAAUUACUUCAUAGAGUGA